AUGUCGGUUGGUGACUUGAAGGAGGCCAUCGUACCAAAGCUACAGUACACGGGUACAGCCAAGGACCUGCAGCUUUUUCUUGCGAAUGCGGGGGACAACGCAUGGCUGUCGAGCCUCACUGAAGAUGUCAAAAAGCUGAAGAAAGGCGAGAAGACUGCUUUCAUCAAAUCCCUCAUGCACGAAGAUAGGGAACUGCAGGGAGAGUCCAGCCUUAAGAAAGCGUUGGCGGGGAUGCUGUCGCCAUCCACUGAUGAAAUUCACGUGCUGGUGGUGGCUCCGUAUCUUCACGAAUCAUUAUUGCUGGCUCGACAAGCUAGUGUUCGCCAUUCACGGACAGAGAUGCUACUUGAGCAAAUCGCGGCCUCUUUACCAGAUAAAAUUGACAAAUCCUACACUGAUGGGGCAUUGGGUCAAAUCUUGCUGGAUAGAUUAAAAAAGGACGGACUGUUCUUUGUUAUCCCACCAACUGAUGAUGGGGAAGCAUUUUGGUCGGCUGACAUUCAGCUUCAAGCCAAUGCCAUUCGGAAUGAAGCUGUUUUCGACGCUUUUAUCGCUCCGUUUUUCAGCACCAUCUUACAAAGCUCUGGUCUUGUCUUCGUCAAUAGCGAGAGAUAUCAGUGGUUGUCCCAGUCUACACUUGUGACUACGAGUACCGAUCUUAAACCUGAUGGGUUUGCGACUCACCGAGGGAUGUAUCGUGCUGAAGCAGUUCCAGAUGAUGGAGUUUCACGUCCGAAUGAUUUUCGAUCUGGAGUAGCAGAAGAAGAAUUGUUUGACUGCAUCAUUUUGUUUGAAAGGAAGCUCAGUAUUACUGAGGUUGCGUUAGAAGCCACAAAUCUAUAG
Messenger RNA from Plasmopara halstedii, 843 nucleotides. Its product is annotated as CRN-like protein. Lineage: Eukaryota; Oomycota; Peronosporomycetes; Peronosporales; Peronosporaceae. The coding region runs from base 1 to 843 and encodes 280 amino acids. The transcript is spliced from 2 exons. The record is from RefSeq and is a predicted model, not a curated record.